Molecule: messenger RNA, 3413 nt
Organism: Pogoniulus pusillus (Red-fronted tinkerbird)
Lineage: Eukaryota; Metazoa; Chordata; Aves; Piciformes; Lybiidae
Gene: TMEM37
Product: transmembrane protein 37
Exons: 2
Coding region: 7-600 (197 amino acids)
Cellular component (GO): membrane
Molecular function (GO): voltage-gated monoatomic ion channel activity; calcium channel activity
Source: RefSeq, a predicted model, not a curated record
GGCAUCAUGACAGCCAUCGGGGCGCAGGCACAGAGGCUGCUGGCCCACCGGAGACCACAAAAGUCCUUCUUUGAGACGCUCAUCAGGAGCCUGAUCAUCUUGUGCGUGGCAAUAGCAGUGGUCUUGUCGUCCAUCUCCAUCUGCGAUGGCCGCUGGCUCUUUGCGAGGGGUCAGCUCUUUGGACUGUGGCACUUCUGCACCGCGAACAAUGGCAGCGUCCUGAAGUGUGUCACUGACCUCAGCCUCGCCAAGGUGGAGGGGCUGAGCGUGGGGGUGAUCCCAAUAAGAAGCAUGGUGGCCUUUGCUGUUGUGGUAGCCAUAUUUGGCCUGGAGCUGCUGAUGGUGUCUCAAGUCUGUGAGGAUGCCAAUGCAAGGCGGAAGUGGUCAAUGGGCUCAAUUCUCAUCCUUGGCUCGUUUUUACUGUCAGCCACUGGGGUUCUGAGCUUCUCCAUCCUCGUGAAGGAUCACCUCACCUUCACCGGCUUCACACUGACCUACUGGUGUGAAUUCAUUGCUGCCUUUCUCUUCUUCCUUAAUGGAAUCAGUGGACUUCACAUCAACAGCCUCACACACCCCAGGAACAGGGUGGGCAAAAUCUAGGCACAAAGGGUGUACCUCUGUCUUUAUGUAAACAGCUUUGCCAAUUAGAGUGGAAAAAAAGGGAGCCUAAUGAAGUUUGAAAAGGACAUCGAGUCUUAAAUUGUGUGCAAGGAGCAGAGGCAUGAGUCAGUCUUGGUGCCUGCAGAAGGCAUACCCACCCACUGGGCAGUAUGGAGAGCUGCACAACAUGGGCAGAGCAGAGAUUGGACUGGCUACUACUGCAAUGUGUUUUCCUAAAGGAGUGGAUUAAAGAAGAAGGUGUCCCGCUGGACCUGCACAGGGGUGACAGACUGAUCUACAUCGUGGGCUGUCCUGUGGCUUGCAGAAAGCCUGUACUACUAUGGGUUUGGUGUUGCUAUGCUUUCUUCCAUACUCAGUCUAGAGCCUGCAAAGAGUAUGACACAUCAUUGGUGUGUUUUAUGGCUUUGCUCUGUCUCAAGGACAGAUGAUUUGUGGCUGGCCACACUCAGUGGUGUGAAGUAUUGAAAAUCUUCAUUGGAUCUCACACCUUCACUGCUCUUUCAAAAGUGAAGGCAUACAGUUCUCAGUAUAGUUACUAAUUUUGUUUCUUGCUGGCACACUCCCUGUAUCUGUCCUUUACUCAGUUUAUUCUGGGACACUUCUGGCAAAGGUGCAGGGAGAAGUAGCUGUCUUGGGGCCAGCAGAAGGUGCUGGUUGAUGCAGGUAUAUAGGAAAGAGUUGUAACUCCUUCCUCAGACAGGAGAGCUUAUUCCCGAGCUCACAGCCUCUCCUCACUGGCACUGCUCCUCUGCCACCUGCGUAAGACACAGCCUAGCCUGACUUCCUCACAGUCCUUGCAAAGUUCACAGUAUUUGGGCAUUUCUCUUCUGGUUUCUUUUCUGUCCCUUUGAGGCAAGAGGAACAAGCUCUACAGGGGCUUUAGGUGUACAUUGUGGCUGGGCAGACGGUGCUGACAGCCUCUCUGCUCCUUCAGAGUGAGUUUCAGCUGUCUGAAUUUCCUGCAGGACAAUGGGAAAUCUGCUCAUCCUGUAGCUGAGAGUCUCCUGUAGCAUUUGUUCUGGAGGAGAAAGCUCUAAAUUCUCCCAAACAGACCAGGUCCUUUUCUUCCCCUGAUUAACGGUGGACCUGGGAGGAAGAGCCACCCAUGAUUGCCUAAGGUGGGGGUGGGUUGAUGAGGGCAGUUCUAAUCUGCCAUCGCUGAUGGAAAUACAAAGAAACUUGACUAAAAUUAUAUUAAAGCUCCUUGUCCUUCUGCCAGCGCCUGAGUCACAAUCUCUAAAGUUACUGCAGCCUCGAAAUUCCCCAUGAUAUGUGAUGUAAAACGAGAGAAGACUCGGCAGGAUACCUCAGAGGCUCAUUGCCCUACAUGUGUUGUCCCUGUCCACCUUACAGCACUGAGUUGUCUUCUGAACAUUCUGGAGUGUCUGGUUUAUUGUUUUCUAUCUGCUGGUAAAGCUGCCUGCGCGCUUGUAGGACGAAUGUUUCUACCUGUUUCAUCUCUGUAGCUUGUCUGAUAGCUGUUGAGCAAGGUUUUGCUUUCCCCUGCAGCAACAAUACAAAGUUCUGAUGAUGCAAUGUUUCACCUGGAACAAAGGCAUCGUAGCACAGAGGCUGAGAAGGCUGUGCAGGCAAGCUAUGAGUAAACAGCUUUGUCUCUGAAAACGAAGACUUAAGUACUGUCUGAGCAUCCCUGCAGGCCUGCUGAAUGUGCUCCUAUGGACAGACUCACCUUCAUGAAAACAGUCUAUUCGUCCUCAGAUUUCCAUAACUUUUAAAGACAAGACUAAUAAGCCUGUUUUGCAAUACAGUUUCAGACAAGGCUUGCUCUCGGACAGUGCCAGUUGUGCUUUCACACAUGAAUCAGCCCCUCCUUCUGGCAAGAUGAUGGCCAGACCUGUGCUAUGCAGCCAACUCCUGAAACUCUGGGAAUUUUGGGGGCUCUGUCAGGGUUUCAAGUUUCUUGGUUCACACUCAAGAACAAGGACUUGUGCCCUUAACCUGCCUCUGGAAAACUGCACUGUGAUUGUGUGUCUUCGUGAGGGUGCUUUUGAUUUGCUGAAUUCCACUGUUGGAAGACAUGCUGGUGGGCUGAACUUGCAGAUGCUUGCAUGAACAGUGCUGUUGCCUUUAGCAGAGCCACUUAGCACAGAAAGAGACUGUGGAGUCCCAUCUGAAACUUGGACUUUGGUAUCAUGAGGUGGUAAAGUGCCUUGACUAACCAAUAAAUCAGUUGCGGUGCCCAGAGGUGUCCAUGCCAGGCAAGACUGUUGCCCUACAUGAGAUUAAAGGUGUCUACAGCUCUAGAAGCAUGGAUGUAGUGAGUGCCUUCUUGGUGACAUCCAAAAUGAGAAAUCAAUUCUGCAUGUACUCCCCUUAGUGCUAGUGGGAGGCUGUGCCCCAGUCACUUCCCUGGGGGAAGGCAGCAUUGCCAGACUGAGUCCUAAGCUGGUGCCUCCCACUCGGGUUAGAGUGAGGCAGUGGACAAUUGACCAUUGAGUUCACACAAGACUCGGUGCAAUUGUGAGUGGUUUUUAGGAUGCCCUGUACUAGCUGAAGAAGAAGCCUUUUGUUAGGGGAGGUGAGGAAUCCUCUAAGGAAUACACAGUAACUUUUAUUUCCCCAUCUGGCUUUGUGUCUUACUUACUGACUUACUGAUUCUGGGAGAAGAUGUGUUUUUGAUGGCUCGGUAUUACAAAACAGGGUUGGUUGUCUUGUAGGCUGCCUUAUAUACAGCAGCCUGCCAGCAAUUGAUAACUGUUUUCUGAAGCCCCUGGAAAGUGACAAGCAAUAUUCCUGAAGUUUCUUAAAUAAAUUCCUUUCAAAUAAGACAA